Molecule: messenger RNA, 2052 nt
Organism: Anolis sagrei ordinatus
Lineage: Eukaryota; Metazoa; Chordata; Lepidosauria; Squamata; Anolidae
Gene: ABHD14A
Product: abhydrolase domain containing 14A
Cellular component (GO): cytoplasm
Source: RefSeq, a predicted model, not a curated record
AGGGAGGGAGGGAGCGAAGGCAGGCUUCAAUGUGACGCAACAGCUGGACGGACCCAACGUGUUCCGAAGGGGGGGGGGUGUUGUGAUAGGAUACAGCUGCUACUACUGCUCUUGCUGAGGCUGCGAAAUUCAGAAAAGAUGACUACGACUUUGAUCCGCAACAGGCUGGGGCUGCUCGUCCUUGGAGUCCUCGUCACCUUUGUCCUCUACCUCUUGCUUCCUGCUAUUCAACAUGAAAGAUUUACUGCUUCUGUUGACAUCCCCAAGCCACGGGCUAUGGAAGAAGAGACAAGGAAAAGUCAAGGCCCUGGCAACGCCACCAUCUUGACAGGCAGAGUCCUGCAAGAUCCAUCUGUUUUCUUUAGAGAAACUGUACCAGUACAUAAAGACGGGGUUCCUUAUUCUGAAAGGAUGGCAGUGAUUUUUCUGCACGGACAGACCUUUACUUCCAAAAUAUGGGAAGAAUUGGGGACUCUGGCUUUGCUUUCUGUGAAUGGAUAUCGUGCAGUAGCUAUUGAUUUGCCAGGCUAUGGAGACUCUCCGAAAUCCAGUGCUUCUGAGACAGGACCAGGCCGUGUUGCUUUCUUGAAACAAGUCUUCAAGGAGCUGGGCCUUCAGAAGCCUGUAUUGAUAAGUUCCUCAGUGAGCGGCCGCUAUUCCAUUCCAUUUCUCCUGAGUAGUGGGGAUCAGCUAAGGGGCUUUGUGCCUAUUGCACCAGUGGUCAGCAAGGAGUUCACUGCUCAGCAGUUUCAGCAGGUCAAGACUCCUACUUUGAUCAUCUAUGGAGAACAUGACAAUGGCCUGGGCAGGCAGUCUCUUCCGAGCCUUCAGCAGAUCCCCAAAUCUAAAGUCGUCAUGCUGCCUGAAGCUGGCCACGCGUGUUACCUUGAUCAGCCUAAGGAGUUCCACAAAGCUCUCCUAAACUUCCUCAGUGAGCUAAAAUGACUGUGAUGUCCUAACCUGUCCUGCCUUCUUCUCCCUGAGAAAGACUUGGGACUGAAUUUCUGCCAUGUAACCGGGGUACAGUGUGUUUGAAUUUGUUUCUCCGUGUCUAAAAGGGCUUAUAGGUCUCAUAGACUCUUGAUGGGAAGACCUUCUCACUGCUUGUUCUCGGGGCUGCAUUUGUUGUGUCUACUUCAGGCCUGACUUUCUGAAUUUUGCAAUCUGGCAGCAAUAUUGGAUCAAGUGUGUAUGGAGUAAGGAACAGCAUCUUUUCCAAUCUAUUUAUUGCAACAGGGCCUGGAGGACUUGAGUUGCACAUUGCUGACAGCCCUUUGCCCCUUUUGGAUUUGUCUUUUCUGAGCUGAUCCCUCUGGAUGAAGAUGCAACUUCAACUCGAGUAUGUUUUUUCAGGAGCACAAUCCACUGAUGUUAAUGCCAUGGCAGCACAUUUUCAUUGUUUCCUGACUCCUUUUUUAAGUUUAAACAGAUAUACAAAUACACAAACAGAUUAUCUUUAUUUAUACAUUUUAAAGAUAAAUUUUAAAGAUUUUUUAGAGAUACAAUACAAAAUGAAUCUGUAAUAAGUAAAAAGGAGGCAGGGGGAAGAAAAAGUAACAUGGAAACGGGACAUGAUAAAGGUCAAAGACAAAGUAAUCCUCUUCAAUGCACAUGUCUGAGCAGAAUCUAGCAUCUUUUGGAUCCACAAACCUAUCAGGUUGCUACUGUGUUUUACACUUGGAAGCAGUGUCUUUAUGUCUUGUAAUCCACUGGCAAAACUGACUUCAGAAUUCGUUCCCAGGAGGGAGAAAAUGGCAGGUCUAUAAACAAGGGAAGUACCCGUAUUCCUUGGAGAUUUGGGGGUUUGCUCCACAUUAUAGUAAUGCCUUGGGGGCUCCAGCUGUAAGAAAUGGGUUGUAUGUUGGUAUUUUAUUUUGUUAGCAGAUGUUAAAUGGCUCUUGCCCAAGAAAGGUAUAAGAAGGCACCAGGCUUUCCAGGGAAUGCAGUCCAUGUUGCAAUAGCGGGUGGUUGCUCCUGUCCACUAGGUAAUAAGCUAUCUAUUUUUUGUGUGUUGCAAAACUGUUGAAGAGUCAAUAAAUAAUUUGUACAGAU